CUAAAAACGAAAAAAAGAAUGUAUCUACCAACCGUAGUCGUCGUGCUGUAACUGUCGGUGUCGACAACUUGCCUGACGAUAUGUGUGUUGUUCCCCCAGUUAAAUGGUUACAUGUUUCCAAGUUUUCUGUUUCAACUUCUGAACAAACAAUUAAAAAUUAUGUAUCGAACAAAUUAAAUAUACCUUUUGAUGAAGUUCAGUGCUAUAAGCUUAUUAAAAAAGAUUCCGAUAUAACGAAUCUGAAAUUUAUUAAUUUCAAAGUCGGCAUCCCUACUAAUAAAGAAACUGAUGCAACAAAUGUAAACAAUUGGCCUGUAAAUGUGCAUGUAAAAAGCUUUAAUUUUUUUCCAAAAAACAAAAACCCUAUAACAACAACAAUUUAACAUACACUUCCCCAUCAAUAAAACAUGCUCACACUAACAAUUCUCUCCACCUGUACUCUCAAAGACAAUGCAUUAACAAUAACAACUCAGAGAUCUGUAUGUAUUACCAAAAUAUGAACGGUUUUUCUUCUAAACUAAGAGAAUUGCUUUUUGCAAUUGAUGCUUGCCGGAGUCAGUAUGAUAUUUUUCUAUUUACUGAAACUUGGUUAUAUGAAGGCAUAUAUGCUGAUGAGUUUUUCGAUACAUCUUUGUUCUCCGUCUUUCGUCAUGAUCGUAUUGAUGUUAACAAAUCAAGAGGAGGGGGUGUUUUGAUUGCUGCGAAGCGUAUUCUGGGAGCUGUUGCUGUUGAAAUUGAUGUUGUUGUUGCUGAUAAAUUGCAAAUUGAUCAACUUUGUGUGCGUGUGGAUGCUACUGGCUGCGGUUUCCUCAUAUUUUUGAGUUAUAUUCCACCUAAAAGCUCUUUGUUUAUUUAUGAAAAACAUUUGUCAAAUAUUGAUAGGGUUACCUCCAUGCCAGAAUAUAUUAAUUAUAAAAUUUGUGUAAUUGGUGAUUUUAAUUGUGGUGAUAUAAUUUGGUCAUCGACGAAUAACCAUAAUUUUGUUCCAUUUUCUCUUCCUACGGAUGUUGAUGUUCUAUUAAUUGAUUCUUUGUUUUCGAAUAAUCUUAUUCAAAUAAAUAACGUAGCUAAUUCGCUGGGAAGAUAUUUAGAUUUGGUAUUUAUUUCAGAGGAUUUACAAUCUUCUGUCAUGGAGAAUACCCCUUUGCUUUCUAAUUAUGUUCACCAUAAAUCUAUUGAUAUUUGUUUUAAAAACUAUAAUUUUGAUAAUUUUUCUAAAUUCAAUAAUAAUAAAUCUAUUUUCAAAUUUAAUUCUCAUAACUUGUCUUUAAUGAACAAUUGUUUUAAAAAUAUUAAUUGGUUGAAUGAGUUUCUAGAUAAAAAUAUAUCUGAAAAAUUUCGUUGCUUUAAAUCUUUAUUUAACAGUGUUUUAAAUGAUUGCGUACCUAAGCAUAGAAGUAAAGUAAGCUCUCAUCCAAUAUGGUAUAAUAAAAGAAUACUUAAUUUGAAAAAUGCUAAGAAUAAUGCGUUUAAAAAAUAUAAACAGAAUCCUUCCAAUGAUUCCUAUGCAGUUUUUUCUCGUCUCAGGAAAGAAUUUGUUUUUCUGUCAAAAUUUCUUUAUUCAAAUUAUAUUCAUUCUGUUGAAAGUAAUCUCAAACAAAGUCCUACAUCUUUUUGGAAAUUUAUAAAUGCUAAACGAAAUAGUACUGGAUUUCCAGCAACUAUGUGUUUUGAAAGUAAUAAUACUAGUGAUCCGAAAAUGAUUGUAGAUUAUUUUGGACAGUUUUUUGAAAGCAUUUAUAACUCUUCUACAUCAGCAACAAUAAACUAUCAAUAUAUAAAGUCUUUGCCAUCGGUUUUUGAUUGUUCUAGCAUUUUCUUUGACUUAAAUGAGGUUGUAGAUGCUUUAGUUAAAAUUAAACCCAAAAAAACUGCAGAUAUAUUGGGGUUUUUUCCUAUCGUUUUUCGUCACUGUGCAAGUUCACUUUCUGUUCCGCUAUUACAUAUUUUUAACGAAUCUAUUUCGAAUGGAAUUUUUCUGGAUGAAUGGAAAGUCUCCAUCAUUGAUCCGAUUUUUAAAUCUGGUUCAAAAAAUUUAGUUUCGAAUUAUAGACCCAUUACUAAAUUGUCAGUUGUUCCAAAGCUUUUAGAUAGUCUUGUUCAAGAUAAAUUUAAAUAUGUUAUAAAACAUCAAGUUAGUAAAUAUCAGCACGGUUUUUGGAAAGGAAGGUCUACUAAUUCUAAUCUAAUAGAAUUCACAAAUUUUUGCAUCAACACUCUGGAUAAUCGGAAACAAGUUCAUAAAAACUUAAAGCUUAUGGGAUCCAUGGACCGCUCCUACAAUGGUUUUCAUCAUAUUUACUUGGACGGAAACAAUAUGUAAGGAUUGGAGACUUUUUCUCAAAAGAAAUUACAGUAACCUCUGGAGUUCCAGAGGGAAGUCACCUGGGACCGUUAAUGUUCUUACUUUUUGUUAAUGAUCUUCCGAAUGU
Molecule: messenger RNA, 2432 nt
Organism: Episyrphus balteatus (marmalade hoverfly)
Lineage: Eukaryota; Metazoa; Arthropoda; Insecta; Diptera; Syrphidae
Exons: 2
Coding region: 482-2323 (613 amino acids)
Source: RefSeq, a predicted model, not a curated record